Messenger RNA from Sitophilus oryzae (rice weevil), 1378 nucleotides. Its product is annotated as DNA-directed RNA polymerase III subunit RPC4-like. Gene Ontology annotation, molecular function: DNA binding. The record is from RefSeq and is a predicted model, not a curated record. Bases 114 to 1058 code for a protein of 314 amino acids. Lineage: Eukaryota; Metazoa; Arthropoda; Insecta; Coleoptera; Curculionidae. The transcript has 6 exons. Gene Ontology annotation, biological process: transcription by RNA polymerase III. Gene Ontology annotation, cellular component: RNA polymerase III complex.
UCUACUACUCUGUGGACGGGGCUUGUUGUCAAUAUUGUGAUAUUUUUAAGCUAAUAUUUUUUUAUUUAUUUAUAUAAUAUUACUACUUUCUACACCUAUUUUCCAAAAGAAUAAUGGAGAAACGCCUUCAGUCGAUCAAGUUUCCAAGGGAUUUAACUUUGGGAGGUACUACAAAACAAAAGAAAAUCUAUACUCCUAACCUAAAUGUAUCCAGAAAUAAAACACAGAAAGAUCAGUUUUUACUCAACGGAGAGAAAAAGAAAAAAAUCCAAAGACAGCCAAGGAAUAACAAAACAGUCGCCAAAUCGGAACGAUUUGUUCAGUCGACCGGUAUUUUUUCCGACGGUGUGGGAAAUAACAUUUUACGUAAAACAAGACCUGGUGAAAGAACAUCAUAUACAACUAAAGAAGAUACUGCUAUGCCUGUUCCAAAAGUUAGGAAAAAUGAUUGGCAGAUCGUAGACAACAAAAACGAGCUUAAAAUAUACGACAAUCUUAUGGGCGAAGACGAAAAUACCGGCGAUCACGAAGAAAAGUUGCCUUUUUCUCCGCUUCCUUGGGGCGAGUCUCACAUAAAACAAAGCUCAGUUCCUUCUAGUCUUAAACUGGACGUAAAAAUAGAACCAGAUGAAUGUGCUAGGUUAAAAUUAAAUAGGUUAAAAAUUGAAUCAAAUGGUAGCAUACCUCGGGAAUUUAAAUCGGCAAAUAAUUUUACUGAUUCUAAUCCUGCCCUUAUGCUAUGGAGCAUGCCUGAUUCAUUUGCUGGAAAGGGUUUAAGUGACGACCCUAAUGUAAAAACGUUAUUCGACUAUAAAUUAAAAAAUAUGCUGGAAGGUGAAAUAGGAAAAAUUAGGAUCAGGAAGUCUGGAAAGAUAGAAGUAUUGAUAGGCUGUGUUAAAUAUAAUUUGGAAGAUAGUAAAUUAAAGACUUUUUCUGAGAAAAUAGUGGCAAUUGACAUGAGUGAUCCGAAAAGUACGCCUAAAAGUGCAGUUUUAGGCAGUGUUCAAAGUAGGUUUAUGUUAAAUCCAGACUGGCAGUUUAUAUUAAAAGAUUUAUGAUUUCUGCUAUUUCUUAGUCUUAAUUUUCGAUGACACAAUUAAUCUAGAAUAUUUCCUGGUAUACAAAAUCUGGUAGGUCGUGUUUUUAUUUUUAACUUUUUAGGGGGUGAGGGUGGUCUAUCAAGCAAUAAAAUUCAAAAAUUUCAAAUUUAUUCAAAUAAAAUUCAAUUUAUAAAAUUAGUGAUCCAUGAACUCUUUUCACACAAUUACAUAUAUGCAGAUCUACAAAAAUAUAGAAAUUUUUUAUGAUACUUCCUACAUAUUUAAUUAUAUAUAAGUAUAAACCAUUAUAUUAUGAAUAUAACCGAAAAUUAGUAAAA